This is a messenger RNA of Gilbertella persicaria, 825 nucleotides long. RefSeq lists its product as uncharacterized. Lineage: Eukaryota; Fungi; Mucoromycota; Mucoromycetes; Mucorales; Choanephoraceae. The record is from RefSeq and is a predicted model, not a curated record. The transcript has a single exon. Bases 195 to 578 code for a protein of 127 amino acids.
GCUCUAUGUUUAUAAUGAAUCAUUUAAAAAGAAGAAGAGGUAGAGAGUCAUCUACUUUUGUUCCUUUCUAUCACUUCAAAAAGAAAGAGAAAAGGGAAUUUCCCUUUAUGCAUUGACAGUUUGGUGGGUUUUUUUUCCUUGGAUAUAUAAAUCCAUGAGCUAUUCUUUAUCUUCUUUCUCUUUAAUCUAUUUUCAUGAAUUAUCCUUCACCAGCAGUCCUUAAGUAUUACCAAGACUUGCUUGGUAGCGUUAUUGCAGACGAAGUUGUGUAUGAUGCCUUAAAUGACAACACAAGGGAAUAUUUUCGACACACGGCAUCUACCAUUGUCUAUAUGAGUAUAUGUCUUACUUGCUCUGUAUGGCAAAUUAUGGCUGCUAUCGAACUCGUCUGGAGAGUACGUAAAUGGCUUCAUUUUACAGUUUUGUUUGAAACAAUCUUGUCUUUCAUGGUGAUCUUUUGUAGUGUUCUCAAUCCAUUGACAGAUCUCAGCUGUGAAUUUGUAAUAUCCUCGAUGAUGAUCUCCAUGUUCUUACACUGUCAUUUCAAUAGAGAUUCUGGGUGUCUAUCAUUUCUGUGAAUUUAGGUGGUUGCUGUAUCCAAACUAUCUUGCUCUAUAAAGCUUAUAUCUGCUAUGGUAAAGCAAAGUGGUUGAUCUUGAUUGGUUCUGCUAUCAACUUGGGAUACAUUGCUUUAACCAUCGUCUAUGCCACUUUAGCCAAGGUACCCACCUACAAGGAUUUCAUGGGAAACUGUGUAGUAAAGUGAUUCAUACUGAUGCCUAUGAUGAUAGACUUACUUUUUUUUUUUUUUUUUUUUUUUUUUUU